CGUGAAUAAAAUAUCGUAUCGCGGCUCGCGGCAUUUGAUUCUAUCGAUUGACAGGUUAGAUCGAUUUGAUAUGUGUUUGAUCGAUUUAUGUAUGUCAGACAGCGGCUUUUAGGUUGGGUAUAACCUAAGCUUUAAUCUUUUUUCAAUCUCACAUUACAAUGAGUUUUUGACAUUAUUAGAAAAAAGAUAUUUUUACAAAUAAAAAAAUGGCAGUAUCCUUUUGCGGAAGGAUUGUUUUAACGCAGCGGAAUUUUUUGAAAAUUCCGAAACGUCACGGAUAUAUAGUCCUAAUUCCAGAGAUAGGCGAAGAAUCGUCAGAGAAAAAUCCAUUAUUGAAGGAUGAUAACUUACCAGAAUUUAACACAAUUACAAUUGAAAAAUGCACUGCAGCAAUUGGUAAACAAACUGUCGAGUUUGAAGAAAAGAUGAAAAGUCUGGAAAAUGUUCAAACAAGAAAAGACUUAGAUAUAUUUAGGGAUUGGUUAGAUCCAAUCGAGGAUAUAUAUCUUCCUCUAGAGACUACAUGGGGUAUAGCAAAAACUUUGUAUUUUGGCAAUCAGAGUCUGAUGCCAACAAAAUGCUAUAUGGGUAUUCAUGAGCGUGCCACAAGAGCUGUGGCUAGCAAAUAUGGCAGUGCACCACUUUUUAAAGCAUGCAAAGAAGCUCUCGAUAAUAAGAACAUCAAAUUGACACAUUCACAGAAGAGAGUGUUGACCAAAUAUGUGUUGGAGGGAAAAUUGAAUGGUCUACAACUACAAGAUAACGAAUUUGAGAAGUACAUGGACGACUUGAACUAUAUUCUAUCGAAAAUUAAAGAAUAUAAAGCCAAAUAUGAGAGUUCUACAGGCGCUUACAGUAUGACAAUACAAAGCAAAGACAUUGUGAUAGACUUUCCGCAGGACUUUGUUAGAUCUAUCGCGGCCGAUCCCACGCGACCUUUCUUAGGGCCUUGGAAAAUCACUUUAAGGCCAUAUAUCCUGAAACCGUUUAUGGAGCAUUGUCCUGAUCGCAAAUUAAGCAGCUCUGUACAGGCGAGCGUGACGUUGGAGGAACUUCGAGACAGGAGAAUCGAGCAGGCGCAACGUUUAGGAUAUAAACACUUUGCAGAAAUGAGUAUGGAGACAAAGAUGGCCGGAAAUUUGGAAAAUUUGUAUGGCACAUUGGAAACUCUUCGAAAUACUGCACUGCCUGUCCAGGAGCAAGAAAUUGCAAGUUUGACAGAAUUUGCAAAUGAAAGAGGCUUUAAUGAUACUCUAAGAGUAUGGGAUGUUGCAUACUGGAGUAGAAAACAAUGUCGCAGCAUAUACAAUUGCAAUGAGGACGAAUGGAGAUCGUACUUCCCGCUGCCGACUGUUCUAUCAGGUCUCUUCGAACAUAUUGAAACGCUGUUUAAUGUGAAAAUUGUGGAGAGUAAGAAAGCAGACAUUUGGCACAAGGAUGUUCGAUUUUUCGACGUAUUCGACUUGAACGGAUCCAGCGCGGCGCCCAUCGCGAACUUCUACCUGGAUCCUUAUGCGAGAGGCACGGAAAAAUAUCGCAAGGAGCAGGAGUCGGGAUGGAUGUCGACGAUAAAAAGCAAGAGCAAAAUCGGUGAUAGCACUCCGUUGGUCGCUUUAAUCUUCAAUUUUCUACCGCCAGUAGACGACAAACCCUCUCUGCUCUCCUUCAAGGACGUGCAGAUUCUCUUCCAAAAGUUUGGGCAUGCCUUGCAACAUCUCUUAACUACAGCCGAGUAUUCGGACAUUGCUGGACUGUCAUUCGUGGAAUGGGAUGCAGUGUUCAUUUGUGACUUUUUCAUGGAAAACUGGUUGUACGAACCAUUCAUGUUACAAAAAAUCUCUGGACAUUAUGAAACGGAACAGCCAUUGCCUGUUGAAGUUAUCGAGGGAAUUAGAAAGAUGAGAUCACAUUUUGCUGGCUACAAACUAUGUAAGGAACUUUAUCUGUCGCACUUGGAUUUAGAGUUGCAUUCCAGUGAUAAAUUUUGGGUGCCAAUGAUGAAACAUCUGUGGCCAAAGUAUUUUAAGUUACCUCUCGAGAAACGGGACGUUCACGUUUGUUCUUUCGAAGCUAUAUGGAGCGGAAACUGGGCGGCCGCAUAUUUCAGCAAGAUCUGGUCCGAAAUGAUAGCUGCCGAUUUGUAUACGGCGUUCCAAGAAAUUGAAUUCGACGACAAGUUGCGACAGAAGGAAAUGGGCGCGAGGUUCCGCGACACAUUCUUGUCCUUGGGCGGUAGUUAUCCUGCCGCCGAGGUGUUCAGGAAGUUCAGAGGUAGAGAUCCGAGUCCGCAAGCGUUGCUGGACAAUCUCGGAUUAACUUCACAAGUAACUAAAGAAGCCAAGUGAUACAAUUAGGUAAUUAGAUAGAUUGGUACUUUUUAGCAGAAUGUAAAAGAAUGAAAGAAUUUUGUAUAGUUACCUCGAAAAUAGAAGAAUUGAUUGAUGUAAAGUUGUGGAAUUAUGCAAUAAAUUAUUACCUAUAAGAUAUAU
Messenger RNA from Formica exsecta, 2489 nucleotides. RefSeq names its product probable cytosolic oligopeptidase A. Gene Ontology annotation, biological process: proteolysis; peptide metabolic process. The record is from RefSeq and is a predicted model, not a curated record. Gene Ontology annotation, molecular function: metalloendopeptidase activity. NCBI's taxonomy places the organism in Eukaryota, Metazoa, Arthropoda, Insecta, Hymenoptera, Formicidae.